AUGAGUUGUGCAUGCUUGCCUCAGUUGAACAAGAGCAAAGAAGACGGUACACAGUGUGGCAAUGUACAUCAAGUAGAAAUACUGGGAAGUAGUGGUUUGUUGAAUAAUUGGCUAUCGACUAAAAGUGGUGAGAAUGGGCCGCAGGCAGGCUUUGAUUUCGUGUGGCCGUCGUAUGAUUUUACCAAAAAUCUGACUGACAUGAGUGAUUUGGGCGAUGAUUUACGAUGA
Molecule: messenger RNA, 228 nt
Organism: Anisakis simplex (herring worm)
Lineage: Eukaryota; Metazoa; Nematoda; Chromadorea; Rhabditida; Anisakidae
Source: the annotation of a GenBank genome assembly